This is a messenger RNA of Salvelinus namaycush (lake trout), 1569 nucleotides long. RefSeq names its product proline-rich extensin-like protein EPR1. The record is from RefSeq and is a predicted model, not a curated record. The coding region runs from base 1 to 1569 and encodes 522 amino acids. The transcript has a single exon. Lineage: Eukaryota; Metazoa; Chordata; Actinopteri; Salmoniformes; Salmonidae.
AUGUUACCAACCCCCACCCCACAUGUUACCAAGCAACCACCCCACAUGUUACCAAGCAACCACCCCACAUGUUACCAAGCCCCCACCCCACAUGUUACCAAGCCCCCACCCCACAUGUUACCAAGCAACCACCCCACAUGUUACCAAGCCCCCACCCCACCUGUUACCAAGCCCCCACCCCACAUGUUACCAAGCAACCACCCCACCUGUUACCAACCCCCUCCACCCCCCCCCCCCCACCCCACCUGUUACCAACCCCCCCACCCCGCCUGUUACCAACCCCCCCACCCGCCUGUUGCCAACCCCCCCACCCCGCCUGUUGUCAACCCCCCCACCCCGCCUGUUACCAAGCCCCCACCCCACCUGUUACCAAGCAACCACCCCACCUGUUACCAACCCCCCCAUCCCCCCCACCCCGCCUGUUACCAACCCCCCCACCCUGCCUGUUACCAACCCCCCCACCCCCACCCCGCCUGUUACCAACCCCCCCACCCGCCUGUUGCCAACCCCCCCACCCCGCCUGUUGUCAACCCCCCCACCGUGCCUGUUACCAACCCCCCCACCCCGCCUGUUACCAACCCCCCCACCCCGCCUGUUACCAACCCCCCCACCCCGCCUCUUACCAACCCCCCACCCCGCCUGUUGUCAACCACCCCAAACCCCCAACCCGCCUGUUGUCAACCACCCCAAACCCCCAACCCGCCUGUUGUCAACCACCCCAAACCCCCAACCACCCCAAACCCCCAACCCGCCUGUUGUCAACCCCCCCACCGUGCCUGUUACCAACCCCCCCACCCCGCCUGUUACCAACCCCCCCACCCCGCCUGUUACCAACCCCCCCACCCCGCCUCUUACCAACUCCCCACCCCGCCUGUUGUCAACCACCCCAAACCCCCAACCCGCCUGUUGUCAACCACCCCAAACCCCCAACCCGCCUGUUGUCAACCACCCCAAACCCCCAACCACCCCAAACCCCCAACCCGCCUGUUGUCAACCACCCCAAACCCCCAACCACCCCAAACCCCCAACCCGCCUGUUGUCAACCACCCCAAACCCCCAACCCGCCUGUUGCCAACCACCCCAAACCCCCAACCACCCCAAACCCCCAACCCGCCUGUUGUCAACCACCCCAAACCCCCAACCACCCCAAACCCCCAACCCGCCUGUUGUCAACCACCCCAAACCCCCAACCCGCCUGUUGUCAACCACCCCACCCCCCCAACCACCCCACUCCCCCAACCCGCCUGUUGUCAACCACCCAAACCCCCAACCUGCCUGUUGUCAACCACCCCAAACCCCCAACCCGCCUGUUGUCAACCCCCCCACCCCCCCAACCCGCCUGUUGUCAACCACCCCACCCCCCCAACCCGCCUGUUGUCAACCACCCCACCCCCCCAACCCGCCUGUUGUCAACCACCCCACCCCCCCAACCACCCCACUCCCCCAACCCGCCUGUUGUCAACCACCCCACUCCUCCCAACCCGCCUGUUGUCAACCACCCCACUCCCCCCACCCCGCAUGCACAUCACCGAGAACCUGGUCCAAUCACAUCGACACUGUGAUGAAUAA